Molecule: messenger RNA, 1683 nt
Organism: Raphanus sativus (radish)
Lineage: Eukaryota; Viridiplantae; Streptophyta; Magnoliopsida; Brassicales; Brassicaceae
Product: polypyrimidine tract-binding protein homolog 3
Exons: 13
Coding region: 104-1480 (458 amino acids)
Biological process (GO): regulation of RNA splicing
Cellular component (GO): nucleus
Molecular function (GO): mRNA binding
Source: RefSeq, a predicted model, not a curated record
GUUAAAGGCAUUGACGACGAAAAAAAAGCCUUCUUCGAUCUACACUUCUCUUCUCUUCUCUUGUCUCUCUCUCCCAUCUAACCUCUCGCAGACAAGGUUGGUAAUGGCAGAAUCAUCCAAAGUCAUUCAUGUUCGUAAUGUUGGACACGAGAUUUCUGAAAAUGAUUUGCUUCAGCUUUUCCAACCGUUUGGUGUCAUAACAAAGCUCGUGAUGCUCAGGGCAAAGAAUCAGGCUCUUCUCCAGAUGCAAGAUGUUUCUUCAGCAAUCACUGCUCUUCAGUUCUUCACUACUGUCCAGCCAACCAUAAGAGGAAGGAAUGUGUAUAUCCAAUUCUCGUCUCACCAAGAAUUGACAACAGCCGAGCAGAAUAUUCAUGGACGUGAAGAUGAGCCGAAUCGUAUUCUCUUGGUGACAGUCCAUCACAUGCUGUAUCCAAUCACUGUUGACGUCCUGCAUCAAGUUUUUUCUCCCUAUGGAUUUGUUGAGAAGAUCGUCACUUUCCAGAAGUCUGCUGGUUUUCAAGCUCUUAUACAGUAUCAGGCACAACAGUGUGCUGCCUCUGCUAGAACUUCUCUACAGGGUCGUAACAUAUAUGACGGGUGUUGUCAGUUGGAUAUCCAGUUCUCCAACCUUGAGGAGCUGCAAGUAAAUUACAACAACGAUCGAUCUAGGGAUUAUACAAAUCCAAACCUGCCAUCAGAGCAAAAAGGCCGUUUACCUCACCCUGGCUAUGGUGAUGCAGGAGGUAUGUGUCUUAACAUGAUUGUAAUUUUAUGUCUAUACUGUUGUCUUUUGCUAAUUCAUAUUUUUAUUUUAUUUGCAGUGGCCUAUCCUCAGAUGGCAAACACAUCUGCGAUUGCAGCUGCCUUUGGCGGUGGCUUGCCUCCGGGUAUAACUGGCACAAAUGAUAGGUGUACGAUCCUUGUCUCCAAUCUUAAUACAGAUAGUGUUGAUGAGGAUAAGCUGUUCAAUCUCUUUUCUCUUUACGGGAACAUUGUGAGGAUAAAGCUUCUUCGAAACAAACCUGACCAUGCCCUUGUCCAAAUGGGAGAUGGUUUCCAAGCUGAACUUGCAGUUCAUUUCCUCAAGGGAGCGAUGCUGUUUGGUAAGCGGCUAGAGGUAAACUACUCGAAGCAUCCAAAUAUAACACCAGGCACAGACUCGCAUGAUUAUGUUAACUCGAACCUGAACCGGUUCAACCGCAAUGCUGCAAAGAACUACCGCUAUUGCUGCUCCCCUACCAAGAUGAUUCACUUGUCCACUCUUCCGCAAGACGUGACUGAGGAAGAAGUGGUGAACCACGUCCAAGAGCAUGGGGCCAUACUGAACACAAAAGUGUUUGAGAUGAACGGGAAAAAGCAAGCUCUGGUGCAGUUUGAGAACGAGGAGGAAGCUGCGGAAGCACUGGUUUGCAAGCAUGCGACCUCUCUAGGAGGUUCAAUUAUCAGAAUCUCCUUCUCUCAGCUGCAGACAAUUUAAAGUCGACAAAGGCCUCUCUCUCUCUUUUCUCUCUCUCUCUCACCUCUAAUGACAUUUGGGUAUGGUGAGGAUGAUGAAUGUGUGUUUGUUUAACUCAAAUAUCUCUGCUACUUGUUUGGACUUUUCUACACUCUUUUUUAAACUUGGUCCCUUGGUUUAAAUUUGUUUGUGCUGAUUUAAUGGUAAUAAACAUUUAAUGGUUA